Molecule: messenger RNA, 2374 nt
Organism: Vigna unguiculata (cowpea)
Lineage: Eukaryota; Viridiplantae; Streptophyta; Magnoliopsida; Fabales; Fabaceae
Product: calcium-dependent protein kinase 10-like
Biological process (GO): protein phosphorylation
Molecular function (GO): protein kinase activity; ATP binding; calcium ion binding
Source: RefSeq, a predicted model, not a curated record
UUACUUAAUUUCCAAAAGCCACCAAUUUGUUUUCCUUUUUCUCUACUGAACUUUUCUCUCUCUCUCUCUCUCUCUCUCAUCUGGUGCUUUCCUCCGCCGGAAAACCCACCGGCGGCGAUAUUACACAAGUAAACCUAGACUCCCACUCCCACCCUUCUAGAAGCUUCUUCUAGAAAACGCAGUAUGGGAAACUGCAACGUGUGUGCGAAAGCUGAUGUGGUGGAAGACAAUAGCAAGAAGUCGAGCGACGGCAACCGCGCCCGGAAAAAGGAGGCGAACCAGAAAAAGCCGAACCCAUUUUCGGACGAACCGGGGCGGUCGGCGGCGCCGAUCCGCGUUCUGAAGGAUGUGAUUCCAAUGAGCCACAGGACGCGCAUAAGCGAUAAGUACAUAUUGGGCCGGGAAUUGGGCCGGGGUGAGUUCGGUAUCACCUACCUCUGCACGGACCGGGAAACCAAGGAGGCGUUGGCCUGCAAAUCGAUCUCGAAGAGGAAGCUGCGAACCGCCGUGGACAUCGAGGACGUGCGGCGCGAGGUGGCUAUCAUGUCCACGCUUCCGGAGCAUCCCAACGUGGUGAAGCUCAAGGCUACCUACGAGGACAACGAGAACGUGCACCUCGUGAUGGAGCUCUGCGAGGGAGGAGAACUUUUCGACAGAAUCGUCGCCCGAGGACACUACAGCGAGCGUGCGGCCGCCGCCGUGGCGCGCACCAUCGCUGAAGUCGUGAGGAUGUGCCAUAGCAAUGGCGUCAUGCACAGAGACCUUAAGCCUGAGAACUUCCUCUUCGCGAAUAAGAAGGAAAAUUCCGCUCUCAAAGCCAUCGAUUUUGGCCUCUCCGUGUUCUUCAAACCAGGGGAGAGGUUUGCGGAGAUUGUUGGGAGUCCUUACUACAUGGCGCCGGAGGUUCUGAAGCGGAAUUACGGGCCGGAGGUGGAUGUGUGGAGUGCUGGAGUGAUUCUUUACAUUUUGUUGUGUGGGGUGCCCCCGUUUUGGGCAGAGACUGAGCAAGGUGUGGCGUUGGCGAUCUUGAGGGGUGUGAUUGACUUCAAGAGGGAACCUUGGCCGCAGAUAUCGGAGAGUGCCAAGAGCCUUGUGCGCCGAAUGUUGGAGCCUGAUCCUAAAAAGCGUUUGACAGCUGAACAGGUUCUUGAACAUCCCUGGCUGCAAAACGCAAAGAAAGCUCCAAAUGUUCCAUUGGGAGAUAUUGUGAGGUCAAGGCUUAAGCAGUUUUCUGUGAUGAAUAGAUUCAAAAAGAGAGCUCUGCGGGUAAUUGCAGAGCAUUUAUCUGUUGAAGAAGUAGAAAUAAUCAAAGAUAUGUUUACAUUGAUGGAUACUGACAAAGAUGGCAGAGUAACAUAUGAGGAGCUGAAGGCUGGAUUGAGGAAAGUUGGUUCACAAUUGGCUGAGCCAGAGAUAAAGAUGCUGAUGGAAGUGGCUGAUGUUGAUGGGAACGGAGUACUUGACUAUGGAGAGUUUGUAGCUGUUACAAUUCACUUGCAAAAAAUGGAGAACGAUGAGCAUUUCCACAAAGCAUUCAAGUUUUUUGACAAAGAUGGGAGUGGUUAUAUUGAGUCUGGCGAGUUACAAGAAGCAUUAGCAGAUGAGUCAGGAGAAACUGAUGCUGAUGUAUUACAUGAUAUCAUGCGUGAAGUAGACACUGACAAGGAUGGUCGCAUUAGUUACGAGGAGUUCGUCGCAAUGAUGAAGACGGGAACUGACUGGAGAAAAGCGUCCAGGCAAUAUUCAAGAGAGAGAUUCAAGAGUUUAAGCCUAAAUUUGAUGAAGGAUGGCUCGCUUCAGCUUCAUGAUGGAAUUACUGGUCAAGCUGUGGUGGUUUAAGUGUAAACUAAUUAAUUUCUUAAAGUAACCUCAUGCCACGCUCUCACAGUUUCUCAUUUUUCUUGCGUCACUUGUCGUGGUUGGAAGUCUUUGGAAUCUCUCCAUGAAAGCAAGUUCUGGGAAGGUUUGAGUUUUUGUGUUUUAAGAUAUAAUGAUCUUGAGUUGGAGUUGGAUAGCUUAGGUUUCUUAGUUGGCCUGCAGCUUGCCUUGGCUUGGAGGAUUGCAAUUGCAUACUAAAGAUGGUUCAUAGCCUGUCACCAAAAGGUGUGGAGAGCACAUGCUACAGCUACAUACGCCCCAAAAAGUUACAUAUUCUUUGUAUAUCUGUGUUAUAUCUGUGUUUGAUAAUUCCAUUGAUAAAUGUGAUUUUUCUAACUUGUGUGCAGAAAAGCAGUUAUAGGACUUGUCUCAUUGACGAUAUGAACUUGUGAGCAUAUAGAAAGUCUAGGUAUCUGCUAGUUGAAGCAAUUUAAUUUGUCUGAAAGUGUAUUUAUCUCAACUCUUCAUUUCACCUUUUCUCCCCCUUUUGGUUAAA